CUGACUUCGCUGACAUUGCUCCGUCCGGAAGCUUUCAGUUACGGUGUACUGGCGGCUGAUCGCUUGCCUGGUCUUCUUCUGUAUGGUCCACCAGGUACCGGUAAGACCUUGCUCGCUAAGGCCGUGGCCAAAGAGUCCUCAGCUACUGUGCUGGAAGUCAGUGGCGCUCAGAUUUACGAAAAGUAUGUUGGCGAGGGCGAGAAGAUGGUCAACGCCGUCUUCUCAUUGGCCAAGAAGUUGUCACCUUGCGUUGUUUUCAUCGAUGAGGCAGAUGCUCUUUUCGGCUCUCGCGGUGGUGCCAACAACCGCACCACUCAUCGUGAGAUCAUCAACCAGUUCCUCCGCGGAUGGGAUGGAAUGGACGACCACAGUGUUUUCAUGAUGGUUGCUACCAAUCGUCCUUUCGAUCUUGAUGAUGCUGUGUUGCGUCGUUUGCCCCGUCGUCUAUUGGUCGAUCUGCCUCUUGCUAAGGACCGUGAGGGUAUCCUUGGUAUCCACCUCAAGGGUGAAAAUCUCGACCCUGCUGUCUCGCUAUCCGACCUCGCGAAAAACACACCUCUCUACUCGGGUUCCGACCUCAAGAACCUGUGUGUCGCUGCCGCGCUUGCCGCAGUGCGCGACGAGAACAACGCUCUUGAAGCUGCGCGCGCAAAGGGCGACACAGACUUCAAGCUGCCUGAGCGCCGCACGCUUGCACCCUCGCACUUCGAGAAGGCAAUGCAAGAAAUCUCAGCCUCUGUAUCCGAGGAUAUGGCAACACUGGGAGCGAUUCGCAAGUUCGACGAGCAGUAUGGUGAGAAGAGGGCGCGAACCAAGAAGGCAGGCUACGGCUUCGGUCUUGGCUCUAGCAAUGCUAUUGACGAGACUGGAGCUAGAGUUAGACCU
Molecule: messenger RNA, 885 nt
Organism: Aureobasidium pullulans EXF-150
Lineage: Eukaryota; Fungi; Ascomycota; Dothideomycetes; Dothideales; Saccotheciaceae
Product: AAA-domain-containing protein
Exons: 1
Cellular component (GO): mitochondrial outer membrane
Molecular function (GO): ATP binding; ATP hydrolysis activity
Source: RefSeq, a predicted model, not a curated record